Molecule: messenger RNA, 858 nt
Organism: Paramecium primaurelia
Lineage: Eukaryota; Ciliophora; Oligohymenophorea; Peniculida; Parameciidae
Source: the annotation of a GenBank genome assembly
AUGCUAAAUUUAAUUUCACCUCAAUAAUAUAUACCCUAUAAAAAUACUCAAACUAAUGCUCAAUCAGCAGUUUGCAUAUUGUUGAGAGGGUAAUUUAAACCAUAAUAAGGUUAUUCUUAAUUGAAUAUCAAUUAUCCUUAAUCCACAAAAUUUCAACAAUAACAAGACAUUGAAAUACUUUAUAUUUAAAGAUAAAAUUCAAAAAGAGAUUAAUAUAGUGGUGAAAUAGCAUUUCCAGGAGGUAAAUGUGACAAUGAUGAAACUGAUUUAUAAGCUGCAAUAAGAGAAGUAUAUGAAGAAGUAGGAAUUAAUUUAAAUGAUUUAGAAUGUUAUUAUGUUUGUCGACUUUCCAAAAAUGCAUACAUGAAGAAAUUGAGAAAUAAAUAAUCUUUAUAUUGUAGUGCUUUCGUAAUAGCAAUCAAUGAUCCUAAUAAAAAAACUGAUAAUAUGAGAUUGUCUGAAAAUGAAAUAUAAUAAGCAAAGUGGAUAAAACUUACUUAUUUUGAUGAUCCUAUAUUGAAAACAAAAAAGAGUUUACAUUAUUUUGGACCUAGAUUGAUAGCAAAAUAUUUUAAGUAAUCAGAAACUGCAGCUUUGGAUAUUGGAUUUGAAGAAAUGUUAUAUGGAUUUACCUUUUUUAUGACAAUAGCUUUGUUAUUUUUAAUUUAGAAACACCAAAAAGUUUGGUAACAUGCACAUUUUGCAAAGUUCACUUUUACAGGACCUAUGAAAUAUAUUUUAGAAUAUGGAGCUAUGAUAGUCUAUAAAAAAGAGAGAAUAAGUCUAAUUGAAUAAUGGCAAUGGCCAAUAUAUAUAUACUUAAUUCCAUUACUAAUAUUGAUGAUAAUUUUAAUUUGA